Messenger RNA from Talaromyces proteolyticus, 1368 nucleotides. RefSeq lists its product as uncharacterized. NCBI's taxonomy places the organism in Eukaryota, Fungi, Ascomycota, Eurotiomycetes, Eurotiales, Trichocomaceae. Gene Ontology annotation, cellular component: membrane. The coding region runs from base 1 to 1368 and encodes 455 amino acids. The record is from RefSeq and is a predicted model, not a curated record. The transcript is spliced from 3 exons.
AUGGACCAUGAGGCUACUGGUGGUAGAAUAGUAGCAGACGAUGAAGAAUAUAUUCGGAGCACGAUUCCGCUAUGGCACAAUGAACUGCGAGGAUUUCGAUCGCACGUAGUAUUACGGUGGGCUUUGACUGUCCUCGGUCUAGCAGUGUUUAUUCUCACUGCCCUCUCAAUAUUUUCUGGGGCUUUGUACCUGACAGAAACGAAAUUGUCUUCUCUCACGAUAUGGAUCGUGGACUUUGACAGCUUAAUACCACCAUAUGAUUCGUUGGAUGCCGUCAUUGGUCCGCUUGUCACUGAGAUGAUUAUGACGCAGUCCAGCCAAACCAUGGGCGGCUUAAACUUCGUAACUCGCCCUCCUAUCAAUUUUCAAAACAAUCCUAUGGCUGUCCGACAGAAAGUCUAUAACGAAGAUGCAUAUGCUGCUAUUAUAAUAAAUGCGAAUGCUACCAGCUCUUUGCAAGAGUCCAUCGCGUUUAAGGACGCGUCGUACGAUCCCCUCGGUGCUGCCCAAAUCAUAUAUAACUCAGCUCGUGAUGAAACCACCUAUUAUAACUAUAUUAUUCCAACGCUAAAUCAACUGAAACAAGUGGCCUUGGAUGGGUUUGGACCACGAUGGAUCGAAAUACUUACCAAGAAUGGUCUGACUAACAUUUCUAACGUUCCUCCUCAAGCGUUAAAUCCAGCUAUCGGCUUCACGGAAAUCGAUCUCCGGCCCUUCGGUCCAGCUGUCGCAACGCCAGCUGUUAGUAUAGGGUUGAUAUACCUAAUUAUCAUCUCCUUUUUUGCAUUUCCUUUCCUGAUACCCAUCCAUAGCCAGCUCACUUUGAACAAGAAACAUCGUCCGGUGAAAGCUUCACACAUGAUCAUAUGGCGUCUCUUCUCGAACUUCGUUGUAUAUCUUAUUCUUUCGUUUUUUUAUUCUCUCGUACCGCUAGCUUUUCAAAUCCCAUUCACCAAUUCGCCAGAACCAGCCAUGGAACCAGCAAGGAACGCAAAUGCGUACGGAAAAAGUUCCUUCGUAGUCUACUGGAUGCUAAAUUGGAUCGGUAUGGCGGCGCUGGGUCUUCCUAGUGAGAAUAUGGCCAUGAUAUUAGGGGCACCCUGGAGUGCACUUUGGUUGACCUUCUGGGUCAUCUCCAAUGUAUCGACGGGAUUUUAUCCCUUGAAUUUGGCAUCCAACUUUUAUAAGUGGGGAUACGUGUGGCCACUUCAUCGAAUUGUUGAAGGCUCACGUACAAUACUUUUUGGCACAUACUCCCGCAUUGGACUCGACUUUGGUGUGUUGCUCGGAUGGAUAGGCGUUUCGAUCAUUCUCUUUCCCGUUGCAACGGCAUUUCUGGGCUGGAAAUCCACAAGGUUGAUAGCCUAG